AUGCUGCAGUUCAUUGUUAUUUUACUAUGUAUUCCAUCAUCCUUGGCCCUAGUUGAUUCAAUUCAUGACACUAAAGACACUGGAGACUUAUAUCCAAUGGUUUGGCAAGAUCAGUUCGAUAAGAAUUUUGUGCAUUUUGCUGUGUAUAACAAUUAUAAGACAGGAGAGAAUAUUACUGAACCCUCUUGUACGUUUUUCGAAAUUUGGAGGUAUUUUGAUGAUAGUAAAGUUUCAGAUAGCACAAGAUUCGGUAUUACGGGCUCUCCAAGAGUCGAGCAUAUUUACUACGGGCUUUACUGGGAAGCAACUUAUCGAGAUGAGGACCACUAUCCAGAUGAAGAAGCCGUUGCGUGCGCUUACACCGACUUGGACGAACAGCUGCUAUAUGAAAAGCCAGAAUUGGUAUCAGACCAAUCUCGAAUAGAAGUUGGAGAGUCGAGAAUGUCUGGAAACGGGACGGUUCGUGUGAAGUGUAACAAGUUCGGCGGGAAUGCUAGACGAGUUAGUGAAGCGUUGUCUGGGUGCUAUUACAAUGGAACGGUCUACCAGAAUCAUGAAGAAUGGGAGGAGCCAAAUCCAGGGAAUGAUAGGUCGCUGUGGAAAAAGAUGUCGUGUCAAAGAUCAGAAAAUGGAUAUUUCGAAAGCAAAUUAGUUGGAUGUUCAAUCCAUGAAACUCACAACUGGACAAAUGUUGAUAAUUCUGUCGAGACAUGGGUAUGGAAAGUUGAAUAUAGACUGAACGAAAUUACUGAUCCUUAUUAUAAAGGAAAGUGGGAAAAGUGUGUUGAAAAUGAACCCGGUGUUGUGAAACUUGAGAAAAUGCCCGAGGAUUACGAACCUGUCUGUAAAGUUGACAACGUUGUUCACAAGGAUAUCUGGGAUGACGAUGUGAAAGGAGUUCGGUGGGAAUGCAAUGAUGGUCGAGUUAGAAAACUUCAAUGCAAAAUUGGAAAGAGCCAUUAUGUGGACCCGAUUCUAUCUAAAGAAGUUCCACUACCAAAUGGAUGUAAAUUCAUUUGUAAUCCACAAACAAAUGUUUUCAAAUGUGAUGAAUCGCUGAGCAUGUUCAAAGUUGAGGGAAAACCAAGGAAAAUGAGAAAGUACAAUGGCUCGAUGCAUUGGCUACGACAUUAA
Caenorhabditis briggsae is the source of this 1134-nucleotide messenger RNA. The record is from RefSeq and is a predicted model, not a curated record. NCBI's taxonomy places the organism in Eukaryota, Metazoa, Nematoda, Chromadorea, Rhabditida, Rhabditidae. The transcript has 5 exons. Bases 1 to 1134 code for a protein of 377 amino acids.